AUGUUGAACACGUUGCUGGGGGUCUUGCUGAGAUUCAGGGAAAAUCGUGUAGCCCUUCUUGGUGAUAUAUCAAAAAUGUUUCACGCUAUAAAAAUACCAAUUCGUGAUCAGAUGACACACUUGUUCUUAUGGCGAGAUCUUCAGACAGAUAAAGAACCAAACACAUAUGCGAUGACAGCUGUAAAUUUUGGAGACAAACCUUCCGCGACUAUGGCUAUGGUCGCCCUACGAAAGACGACAGAAAAGCAAAGGCAGAACUACCCCAUAGCAUGUAAAGCAAUUAUAGACAACAGUUACAUGGACGACAUCACAGACAACGCUGAUAACGCGGAGGAAGCAAUUCAGCGAACUCGGGAGAUCGAUAUCAUUCUUGCAACGGGUGGUUUUAAGAUUAAGGAAUGGACGAUAUCUGGGUUAGAGAAACCAGGUAGUGAUGGAACUCAUCCAAUUGGUGAAUUAGAUAAUGAGGAUACGAAGAAAGUGCUUGGAAUGAAAUGGCAAUUUAAAGUUGACCACUUACUUUUUGAUAUCAACAAGCAAAGUCAACGCCUCUACCGAUUCCAACAGACUUCAGAGCCAUCAAGAUUCACAAGAAGAGAGAUAUUAUCCGUUGUCAACGGUAUAUACGAUCCCUUAGGACUUCUUUCACCCUACACCGUACAAGCCAAAAUCAUGAUGAGAAAACUAUGGACAAAGGAUCGACAAAUAUCAUGGGAUGACCCACUGCCGGAAAAUCUAGCGGAUGAAUGGCGUGAAUUCUUUCAAGUCCUACCUGAAUUACAAAGGAUUUCUUACCCGCGAGCCAUCAAACCGGAGAAAGCUGUUGGAGAACCUGCAUUGGUCAUAUUUUCUGAUGCAUCUGGAACAGCAUAUGGUGCCGUGGCUUACGCCAGAUGGGAACUGAUUGACGGGUCAUUUGGAAGUAGAAUCAUUGUGGCUAAGAAUCGAGUCGCACCCAUAAGGAUAAUUGACAUUGUGCGCUUGGUGUUAAUUGCUGCUGUUUUAAGUAAGCGCAUCAGAUGCUUUAUCGAAAAGGAGACUAAAUUGAAGUUCUCAAAAGUGUAUCACAUAGUUGAUAGUGAAAUAAUCAAAGCGAUGAUCUCGAAGGAAAGUUAUGGUUUCAACACAUUUGCUGCAAACAGAAUUGGCGAAAUACAACACUCUACCAGUCCAUCAGAAUGGUUUUGGGUGAAGGGCUAUCUAAACAUAGCUGAUUGGAUCACCAGUACCACCACCAUAAAAGAAUUACCAGAAUGUCCAAAGAUUUCUUUUGUCAAUGUGUCCGUUGGUCAGUUUGUGGAAACAUUAGCUGAGAGGAUCGAUAUUGAGCGCUUCAGCAAACUCGAGCUACUUAGAAAUACGACAGCAAGAAUUCUAAGAUUAUACAAAAGAUUCCUGUCGACCAACCAAGGUAGAGAAAUAGGCAAAGGCGAGCUGACAAUAGAGGACCGGCAAUAUGCAGACAAUUUUUGGAUCAAGGAAGCUCAGAGAACUAUCGAGGACGAAGUUAAGAAGGGAAAGUAUAUUAAGCUGUGUCCGAAGUAUGAAGAUGAAAUUCUGGUGGUGGGUGGUCGGACAGAGCGAUGGAUGGAGGCGACGAAACGCAAGGAAAAGAGUCUUCAAGUCAUGAGUAGCCUCCCUGUUGAGAGACUUCGCCCGUCGCCACCGUUUAGUUCAACCAGUUUGGAUUUCUUUGGACCAUACCUCAUUCGUGGUGAAGUGCAAAAACGAGUCAGAGGAAAGUGUUAUGGUGUAAUAAUGACAUGUAUGGUGUCAAGAGCAGUUUACAUCGAUUUAAGCCACGACUACUCGACAGAUGCUUUUCUUCAAGUGCUACGACGAUUUUCUAGUUUACGGGGUUGGCCGCGCAGGAUUUACAGCGAUCAAGGUUCACAACUUGGGGGGGAGGGCAUCUAA
Molecule: messenger RNA, 1917 nt
Organism: Hydractinia symbiolongicarpus
Lineage: Eukaryota; Metazoa; Cnidaria; Hydrozoa; Anthoathecata; Hydractiniidae
Exons: 3
Coding region: 1-1917 (638 amino acids)
Molecular function (GO): nucleic acid binding
Source: RefSeq, a predicted model, not a curated record